UUGCCCUUGUUAACCUUCCCUUCUUUCGCUUUGCGAUUCAUAUAGCCUCCCUCUGUCUCUCCGCCCAGCUUUCAGAUAAAGUUGUAGUAGUAGUUGCCUUGUCUCUUUCUCUCUCUCCAGAUCUCUCUCUGGUGGUUUGUGUUGUUUGUUUUCGGGUUUUCUUGAAAUUUAUUUCAAUUCUGAAUUUGGGGAUCUGGGAAAUCUAGGGUUCUUUGUAACGUAACCCCAAUGAGUUCAGAAGCGUUUCUAUGACACCGAUGCGUCGUAUUCGCCUGGUCCAUUCUUUCUCCGUUGCAUUCCUCUACUGGUUCUACGUUUUCUCAUGAACUAAUCGAAACCCAGAUCGUCGUUUCCUCAUUCCAAUUUCUCAAUUUCACCACAAUCCCCAAUUUUUCCAGAAACCCUAAUUUUUUUUUCUUUUCUAAAUUUGUUAAUUUCUUGAUUGAUUCUCCUCAAAAUGUCGUCGGUUCAGCGCCAAUCGAGCUCCGGCUCCGACGGAUCUGUGGUGGAUGACAAGAAGAGGAAGAAGAUGCAGUCCAAUCGCGAAUCGGCGCGGCGAUCGCGGAUGAAGAAGCAGAAGCGUGUGGAGGAGCUGACGGUGGAGAUCAGCCGGCUCCAGAUCUCGAACGGCCAAAUCCGGCAGAGCAUCGACGCCAAGGACAAAGCCUACAGCGAGGUGGAGGCCUGGAACAAUGUCAUGAGGGCUCAGGAGAAGGAGCUGACUGAUCGACUUCGCUACUUGGAGUCGAUUGAACAGACUUUUGUGGAGUUCAGCGGCGGCGUCUUCGAUGAGGACAUUAACGACAUGGCUGAGAUGCAUGACUCUCUGCUCAAUCCUUGGCAGCUUCCUUACUCGACUCAGCCGAUCACCGCUUCUUCUGCUGAUAUGUUUCUCGAUUGGCCAUAAUCAAUUGCAUUAGUCCCUUGCUUUUCGAUUGUUAGUGUUAUAUCAAUCGUUUCUGUUUUCGGGUCCGUGUUAGUCUAUGUUUCGUUUGUGUAUAGUGGUAGCUUGUUUCAUGUAAUCAGUAUCAUCCUUGUCUGUGUAAUCCAAAUGUGUGUUCAAUAACCUCAAGUCUUCUAUUGGUACCUGAUCGAUCAAUGUAGCAUAAUGUAUGGUGUUCGUUUAGGGUGUUGUAUUGUUUUGACUGUAAGGUUUGGUCUGAAUGGUAGAAGGAACCAGUUUUAUGUGGCUAUC
Molecule: messenger RNA, 1195 nt
Organism: Rosa rugosa (rugosa rose)
Lineage: Eukaryota; Viridiplantae; Streptophyta; Magnoliopsida; Rosales; Rosaceae
Product: bZIP transcription factor 53
Exons: 1
Coding region: 458-907 (149 amino acids)
Biological process (GO): positive regulation of DNA-templated transcription
Cellular component (GO): nucleus
Molecular function (GO): DNA-binding transcription factor activity; transcription cis-regulatory region binding
Source: RefSeq, a predicted model, not a curated record